AUGAAGAGUGGUAUUUACCAAGCAGCGCAUCUUUACCUGCUCUACUAUUUAGGAGCAGGACACGGAGAAAAUAUAGUAGAAGACAUAUGUAAAGGCGAACGGGGAAUAAACUUCUUUUCGCUUAAUUCUAAUUCAAAAAGAAAUAAAAAGUCGAAACAUAAUAGGGAGAAAAAACGAAACGCGCAAAGUUCUAACUUUUUAAACCAAGAAUCGUAUGUUGAAGAAACAGAUAACAUAAGUGGCAAGGACGUCGAAGGAUCACAUCCGUCUCAUGAUUCAUCGUUUGUUAACUUAAAUGAUCAUGUCAGUAAAAAAAGUUCAUCAUACAGCGUUCAAGUAAAAGAACGUACACCAUAUAGUAGUAUGCAAAGGAACAAGGAAAAGGAAAAAGUACAUGAGAGAAUGCAUGGUGUUGUCAAUUCUUUUGUACAAAGUCCAGAAUGGGAAGAAUCAGGCGAUUGGGAGGGAACCGAUAAAUCUAAAGUUAAUAUAAGCGAAACAUUGAAGGAUCAUAUUAGGUUUAACCGAGUGUUUGAUAUGGAGAUUGAUUUUGUUGACCUACAUUUUUUUAGUACAAUUCAGGAGCUCAUUCCAGAGAACAGUAAAUACCAUGAAUAUUAUGAGAAAACACUUAAACAGGAAAUUCCAAAACACAUAGAUACGUUAAAAAGAUUAAUAGAGUCAUGCAUAUCUGAAAAGGAACAAAUGGUCAUAUUAAAACAUGAGAUUAAUUAUGCGAAGACAAAAUCUAUAGAAACAGAAACGUUAAGUGAGAAGGAAUCAACAUUCUCAGAAAUAUCUAGAGCCUAUGAUAUUCAUAUAGAAUCGUAUAGGGAAAAAUUAAAGCCCCAAAUAAAUGAUAUAAAAAAUAAGGCAUUUUCAGUUUUGAAGGAUUCCCUCUGUAAGGAGAACUGUGCGAAAUAUGUGCAAAGAUAUAAUACAAUGCUCAGGAAUUAUAUAUCAUAUGCAAAGAAGUAUCAAAUGGAGACGUAUGUGUACUUUCGGAGGAGCAUUAACGAUUAUAGCGUUAUAGAUAAAAUGUUAUCAGAAGCUAAGGAACUCAACAUAGACAUUUCAGAAAGUGCUAAUUCGCUUAAAUUGUUAGGAGAAGAUAUCAAUGAAUUUUCUUAUUUGUACAGUAUUAACCAUACUUUAAUUGACGAUGCAGCCGAAAAUUUAGAAUCCAUAAAUGAGGAAAAGGCAUCUGCCGAAAUAGAUGCACAAAAGUUUGAACAGAAUUCCAAAUUCCUAGUAAACAACUACUGCAUUUUUGAAUAUAUAAGAGAACUUAACAACCCAAUUAAAAAAUCAUAUGAAAAUAUAAUAAAAAAAUCUAAUGCACUACUUUCUAGCAUUAUAGACACUUUCGAAAAGAUUGCUACUGCGUUGUACAAGUCAACAUUUGAUGAGAAGAAGUGCAAUAAAAUUAAAACCGAUGCAUUUAAAGUGAAAGAUGAGGCUGAACAAAUAUACGAAAGAAAUGAAAACAUAUACAAUAAAAUUCCAGAUGAUGAGCAUGAAAAGUUAAACAUUUAUUAUGACCUUAUCUACCCAAUGAACCACUAUAAAGAUGAGAUAGUAAGCAAUUCGGAGUUCAUUUCUAAUAGAUGUAAAAAUAUAUACGAAAACGUAAAAAAAAUGUAUGAAAACCAAUUGAAUAAUAUAGAACAACUAGAAAACAGCCCAUUAAAAGUAGAUUUGUAUGUGAUGCAAAUACGCAACAUGAACACUCAGAAAACCACAAUAGAUGACAGUUUCAGAACAUUGGAAAAAUAUUACGAAACAAUAUUAGAAUUAAAAAGAAAAAUGUAUGAUCUGAUGAUAACAUUUGAAAAAAAUGUUGCAAAAAUAGAUCGAUUAGAGGUUGUGAAAUAUGUGCGUGCUUUAAGGGAAGAAGAGAUGAAAGCUCUGUUAGAACAGAUGGCGACAAAGGCGUAUCACUUAAGAGAACUUGUCUCGUUAAAAGAGAAAUCAAAUGUGCACUUCACGCAAAUGAAUGAAUUGCUGAACACAGGAUCGUAUGACAAUAUGGAAGAGUUUAGCCUUACUGAGAAGGUGCAAAAUGAUAUUGAUAAUGUAUAUAAUUCUGUGUAUAGGGAACAUAUGAAUGAACUCAUCGAAGAAGUUGAGAAUUUUGUAACCACGAAUAAAGGAAGCACUGUGGAGCCUCUGCAUGAAGCAGUAGAACAGAAGCUACAGGAUGCCAAAGAAACUUUUGCUAAAUUAGAUUUUAUUAGCGAUAACCUGCUGACAAAUGUGUACAAUAAAAUGAGUGCAGAAGUUGCUUAUGUUGAAGUGAUCAAAAAAGGAAUUGCGCAAAAACAAGUAGAAAAUGUUCAUAAAAGAUUGAAAAAUUUUUUGGAUUCGUUUGCUACAGUGUUUGAUGCGUUGCAAAAGAAAAUGAAGGAUUAUAAUUACGAGGUUGAUGCAAUAGAAAAGUAUAAGCAAAAUAUUUCCGAAAAGGAGGAGGAAUAUUUCAACAAUGUAAAUGUAGAUGCAGAUGUGCCAAGGGAAGAAUCAAAUGUGCAGGAAUACACUAAACAUAAGCAAAAUUGUUCCAGACAGGAAGGUGAAAUAUCCGCCAAAAUUGCCCACUUGAGGGAAGUCAUGAAUAACAUUGAGGGCCAAUUAAAUUAUUACGGUGUUUUUGAAAAAUACUUUACCCUUAUUAGCGAUCAAAAUGAAGUUUCAAAAGUUAAAGCUUUAAAGGAAAAGAUUAUUCGUGAUAAUUUGAGCGACAAAAUAGAACAGUAUGAGAUAGAAUUCAAAGGGAAAACCAGUGCAGUGGAAAAUAUCGUAUCAAAUAUUCAAAGUUUAAAUAUGGCAAUAGGUUCACUUAAACGUUUAAAUGGUAGCAUAAACAAUUGCAAUAAAUAUAAUGGAGAUAUUGCUCUUUUGAAAAGUAAAAUAAAAACUCUAAGAGAUGAGGUACAAAAGGAAAUUACCGAAAUGGAAGGCGAUAGUGUGGUGGGAGAAAAUACCACUGCUUUACUUUUAACAAGUUUAAGGGAUAAAAUGGAAAGGAUAAACGAAAAAUUGAACGAGAAUAGACUAAACAAUUUAGACACUAAAAAAGAAGGUCUUCUGAAGUUUUACUUAGAAUCGAAGUCGCAAAUUCAUAUAACUAAGGACCAAAACAGGCCACAAGAUACUUUGAAUAGAAUUGAUGAAUGGGAGGCCAUCAAAAAGGAAGUAGACGAACUAAAUGAUAAUUACGAGAUUAUUAGAAAAAAUAAAGUUACCCUACUUAAAAAUAACUCUGUUACUUAUAUAGAAGCAAUGCAUAGCCAUAUAGAUAAUGUUGUUCACAGCAUAACGAGAAAUAAGAAUGAAAUUUUGAAGUCUGUGGAAGCAAUAGAAGAAAAACUGAACCUCGUUGAACAGAAUGAAGAUUAUAAAGAGGUUAGGAAUGCUGAAAAUGAGAAGCAAAUAGAAGCCAUAAGGGGAUCAAUCAGUAAACUCAAGGAAAUAAUCAACAAACACGUAAGAGAUAUGACCCAUCUGGAGAGCUCAUCAAACAUUUCAAAGAUCAAUGCAAUGAAAAAGGAAAACGAACACCAUCUGGAAAAAAUAAAUCAGAUAAAGGGACAAAUGAGGGACAUUUAUGAAAAGCUAAAAAACAUAUCAGAUGAAUUAAAGGAAGGACCAGUAAAAGAAUUGAAGGAAACAAGUGAGAACGUAGACAAAGUGGAAUUAGAAUUGGAGAAGAAAAAUAUUGGGCACAUUGUAGACCGCAUAAUAAUAGAAAAGGACAAAGCUCGAAAGGGUGUUAAUGAAAUGAAUUCUCUCAAAACCAAAAUUGAAAACUUGAUACAUAAAACAAGUGAUAAAUCACAAAAUGAAUUAGUCACAACGAGUAUUACAAAGCAUUUAGAAAAUGCAAAGGGGUAUGAGGACCUAAUAAAACGAAAUGAAGAAGAAUCAAUUCUGUUGAGGGACAAUGCAAUAAAACUGCAGGCAUUCGUUGAAGUGAAAAAACUAGUUCAGCAGGUUAACAUGAAUUUACAAAGUGCUAUACAACGCAAUGCUGGUAUAAGUAAAGAGCUGAAUGAACUUAAGGGCGUUAACGAUUUGUUGAUAUCAACGAAUUAUAGUAGCAUUUUAGCAUAUAUAAAGAAAAAUUUCAGCGAAUCUGUCCGUUUUAAUCAGCUAGCCAAUGAGGAAUUUACAAAAGCUGAAGGUGAAGAGAAAAGCGCAAGUGCCAGAUUUGAGGAGGCAGAGAAGUUAAAGGGACAAAUUGUCAAAGAUUUGGAUUACAGUGACAUAGAUGACAAGGUAAAUAAAAUUGAGGGAAUCAAAAGAGAAAUUUUAAGGAUGGCGGAUAGUGCACUUACAUUUUGGGAAGAGUCAGAAAAGUAUAAACAACUGUGCUCUUCAUAUUUGGAAAAUACUAAAGAGGGCAAGAAAAAAAUUGAGUAUUUAAAAAAUAAGGGAAGUAGAGGAAAAGCCAACAUAACGGAUAGGCAAAUGGAGGAGGUUGAUGAUUAUGUUAGAAAACAUGAAGACGCCUUUCAAAAAGUGGUAGAGCAGGUAGACAAAACUAAAGGCUUGUAUGAAUCCACACUAUCUUAUGUAACUAAGAUGGAUAACCUGUUUAACGAAUCUGUAAUGAAAGAAGUGAAAGUGAAGUGUAAAAAACAAAAUGAUAAGGCGGAGCAAUUAUUCGAUCAAAUUAAAACCGUAGUUGACAGAAUUAAAGUACGUGUGAGUGAGAACCAAGGAAAAAUAGGAGAAUUGAUGGAAAAAGACAAAAUUGAGAAAAAGGAAUCUAUGCAGCUUAACGAUAUGUCCAAGAAGUCGUUAUUACAAAUAGAUAAUUGCAUGAAAGAGCUUGACACAGCAUUAUCAACCAUUGAAAGGGUGAAAGAAAAUGCACUUCAAUAUUUUGAUGCGGCUAAUAAAUCAAUGAAGUCCGUUUUGUCUAUACGUGAAUUGGAUACCGAAAAUUCCUUAGAUAAAGUAACAGCGGCUAAGAAAAAUUAUGAGAAGAAUUUGGUAACCGUUCAAAACCAAUUGAGUCAUAUCAAUAUGGAAGAAGUAAAUCUGAAGGACAUAGCUAAAAGAAUAACUGACAUAGAAAAUGACUUGCUAAAAAUGAAAAAACAAUAUAAACAAGGGUUAAUGCAAGCGAUUAACGAAAAUGCGGACAAGAGGAAACGUAAUUUCGAAUUAGUACGAAGAGAAAUAAACGUCUUGGUCGAUUCAAGAAAAUCUAUUUUUAUUAAAUUAAAAUUAAAGGAAUAUGACAUGACCGACGAUUUAAAAAAUUAUGGUGCUAAAAUGAAUGCUAUUCAUCAAAAAUUUACCAAAUCGUACAAUUUGAUAAAGACACAAUUGUCCAAUGCUACAAAGUAUUCUGUGAUAUCUAAGGAGGCGCAAAGUUUAAGGGAAGAAGCAGAGAAAGAAGAUGAACAUCUCAGAAAAAGAGAGGAAGAAGCGAUAAGACUUCUGAAUGAUAUUAAAAAAAUGGAGUCGUCAAAGCUGUUAAAUGAAAUGAUGAAUAACGUGAAUGCCGAAUAUGAAGGUGUGACAAGAGACCAUGCGAGCAUUAGUCAGUAUGUAGAGGAUAUGAAGCAAAUUGUUGAUCAGCUGAAAAGAUUGAAUAAUAUAAGAGAAUGUUCUACUAAGCUAAACGACAUAUUAAGUAUAGUUAAAAAGGUUAAGGAGUCGAAACAGGCCGAGUAUAAGAGAGACGCGAAAAGCAUGUAUGAAAGUAUGCUGGCUUUGGCAAAUUAUUUCCUAAGCGAUGAUGCUAAAAUUUCAUCAGGGAUGGAAUUGAAUCCGGAAAUGAAAUCUAAUUAUAAGACAGACUUAGAGUCGGAGAUAUUUUCGGUAGUAUCAAAUACUAAUGGACUUUUAAAAAAAAUUGAGCAGGGUUCAAAUGAUGUAAUAAAAAAAGAAAGAGAAAGUGAACGGCUAGCUAAGGAGGCUACUGAUAUUUAUAAUGUAAUAAAACAAAAAAAUGAAUUUAACGAAAGGUUAGUAGAAGUCAAGAACAAGGAAAAGCUCAUUUGGGAAAAGAUAAGGGAAGCAUUAGAAAGAUGGAGGCAAGUGAAAGGAAUAACAUGCCACUUUGAGCAGUUCUAUACGUUAUUAGACAAUACAGAGGAGAUUGCAAAUUUGAACAAAAUGGUUACUGUCUAUCAGGAUAAGAAGGACGCGCUGAAAGUAUCAGUGUUUCAAGAAAUGGACAACGAUAUGAAAAAGUAUAGUAACUCCAUAGCACAGUUAGAAGGAGUAGUUUUAUCAGGCAUGGAAUCUAAAGAAUACAUUGCAGAAUUGGGAACAUCCAAUGACAAAAUGGGAAAUAUUAGUGAAAAAAUAAGAACCAUAUAUUCAAAGGUUAUGGAAAUGAAUUCAACUAUUGAUGAUUUGUACAAAAUGGGAAAAAGUUGUCAGUCCCAGUGGAUUGCCCAAUUGAGACAUGCUGCGAAUAUGAAAACCUCCAAAAUAUUAAUAAUGAUUAAUAAACAAAAGGAGAAUGUUGAAAAGUUUGUGCAAUACAUUAAAAAUAAUUCGUAUUCCACAGAUAAUUAUGUCGAAACUUUGAAAAAGUUUUACGAUAAUAAGAUUACAUUUUGGAAUGCAUCCGAAAAUGCGCAAAAUGCAGAUACAUAUUCCCUGAAUUUCGCAGAACAUGCAAAGGAAUCUUUAAGAGCGAUAAAGCAUAUAAAAGUAGAAUUACAUUCAUUCCAUGAAAACAGUGAUAUUAGCAUUGUAGAAAGAAAACUCGAAAAUAUUUUGGUACUUCAUAAUAAGCUGAGCGACGAAAAGAGAGAAAUGGAUGAUUUGUACAUAAAUAUGAGUGAAACUAAGCUGAUGCAAAUGGAACAAAGUUCUGACGUCUUCAAGCCUGUCAUAGAAUUACACGAGCGAAUGAAUGAAACGAAUUAUAAGUCUUUGUUGGAGAAACAACAGAAACUAAAAAGCGUGAAAGAUAAUCUGCAGCAUAUGGAAGCUGAGCUGAUUAAAAAUGGCCUGCAGUACACCCCAGACAGUGUACAAAAUGUUAAGAAUAUAUACGGUGAUAUUGAAGCUGAAGUGAAAACAUUAGAAGAUGUUUACCGUGAUUAUAGCGAUAAUAACCAAAAGGUGGAAGAGUACAAGAAGCAAUUUUCCAUUUUAAUAGACAGAACGGACACCCUUAUGGAUGAUAUCGAAAUAUUCAAAAAGGAAAACAAUUACAAUUUAAUGGAAGAAAACACAGAUACGAUACACAGAGUAAACGACUAUAUAGAAAAUAUCACGAAUAAGCUAGUAGAAACAAGAAGGGAGUAUGAAAAUAUCCUGGAAAAUAAAAAACAAAACGAUGAUAUGCUACAGAAUAUUUUUCUCAAGAAAAGAAAUAUUAUCGAAUUGUUUGAAAACGUAAAGAAGGAAAAAGAAUCUAUAUUAAAUGAUUUAUAUGAACAGGAAAGAUUGCUCAAAAUAGGGCAAAAAUUAGAUGAGAUUAAGGAUAAGGUGACAAAGAUACUGGAUAAAUAUGAAAUUAAUGAAAAAAAGGAAAUGCUGUCUAAAAAUCUUCUAAAGAAAAGAAGCAACAUAAUGAAUCCUAUUUCUAUUUAUGGGUUGGAGAGAGAAGCGAAUGAAAUAAAUACGGAUUUUAAAAAAAUAAAAUAUGAUGCUAAAGAACUUAAUAAUCUUUUAGAAGAUACUAUUAAGAAGAAGGGAUAUAUGGAAGCGUUGUUUAAUCAGAUGUCUUCACACAGGAAUCCCAGUGAAUAUAAAUCUGCAGAAAAGCACAUGAAUGAAGCAAGUGGAAUAAUUCACCAAUUAGAAAUAAAGCUUGGAGGAAUGGAUCAACUAGUAAAGUAUAGUGAACGCAUAUUAUCAGAAAUGAAUUAUAAAAAAAGUUCUAUAGGAAAGCAGAAGACAGCUAAAGAUUUGAGAAUUAGUGAAAGAAAUAGAAGUGAAAAGGAAGAAAGGGCACGUUUGCAAGGAAUGAGCAUGAAAAAUGAUCCUAUGAAAAUUGGAAUAACCCAUCCGGAAGGAUCCGUGGGUGAAGGAAAACAAUCCGAAUUGGAUGGAACAAAAGGUGUAAUACACGAUGCAGAUGAACAUAAUACUGGCUCGACAAAAGGGGGACAUGGAUUAGAACAUGAGGAAACUGCAUUACCCACGGAUCAAACCAAGAUGAGUGACGGUACACGUUUAUGGCAUAACAGUACGAGACGUGAUACAUAUGAUAUGCAUACAGGGAAGAGCCAGGAUGGUACCUAUGAGGAUACGUCUUCCAGUAAUGGAGUAGAUAUUGUUUUGAAUAAGAAGUUUAAUUUUAAUAAUGUCAAAUAUGCAGGAGCAUUUAUUUUACUGCUUGCGAGCGUACUUCUAGGGGCUAUUAUAAGAAAGACAAAAGAUGACCAAGAGAAAGAUGAUAAUGACGAGCAAGUGGAUGACUUGUUUGAGAUUAAGAAUAGCAUGAGUAUAGAAAACGAAGAAGAAAUUGUUCAUGUUUGUUUUGAUGAUUUUGAUUAUUAA
This is a messenger RNA of Plasmodium fragile, 8478 nucleotides long. RefSeq lists its product as uncharacterized. The coding region runs from base 1 to 8478 and encodes 2825 amino acids. The record is from RefSeq and is a predicted model, not a curated record. NCBI's taxonomy places the organism in Eukaryota, Apicomplexa, Aconoidasida, Haemosporida, Plasmodiidae. The transcript is spliced from 2 exons.